CAUCGGUCGGUGCCACACGCAAGCACGCCGGCCGGCUGACUGUGAUAUUUAAAUACGAUUUUAAAAUUCGAAUCAAUUCUACCAAUUAUUAUUUCAAAACUUUUUCUUUAUUCUAAGUGUACUUAAAUCGCGUGUUUCUUUUUGAGGUUAAGCAUAAACAUACCUGUGUGUGUGAAUUAGGACGUGAUAUUCUCGAACAAUUUUAUAUAAAAUCCACAAAAGAAAUGGAACAGAGGAAAGAAAUCAAUCUAGACUCAGUACUCGAGAGCCUGCGACCGUACGGACGUUACAAUCUAUUGAAUUUCGUGCUUCUCCUGUUCCCGGUACUACUGAGCAGUUUCUACGAAUGCGGAUUCAUCUUCGAAGCGCAGGAACAGACGUACAGAUGCAAAGUGUUUGGCUGUGAUGGAAGAUACAAUGACACUUCUUGGGUUGAAUACGCAAUACCAAAAAAUAAAGAAAAGGAUCGACCGGAUUCCUGCAAACGAUACGUACCGUUAAACGUCACGGAUUUCCAAUGUACGCCUGAACAGUUCUCCAAUGAAACCAUGCCUUGUGAUGCCUAUAUAUAUGAACAGAGUCAGUCCCUAGUCGAAGAGUUUAAUUUAGGCUGUCAAGAAUGGAAAAGAGCACUCGUUGGAACAGUGCACAAUUCCGGCAUGUUCGCAGCAAUGCUUGUGACUGGAGCUAUAUCUGAUAGAUUUGGUCGCAGAGUUGCUGUUGGCAUGGCAGCUACGGCCAGUUUCAUAUUUGGAAUAGCGAGGGCAUUCGCUCCAGGAUAUCUAUCAUAUUUGACCUUGCACUUCUUGGAAGCUGGCUUCGGAGGUGGAUUAUAUCCAUCUGCAUACGUUUUUGCGGUAGAGCUGGUCGGCCUCAAACAACGGGUGAUUGUAUCAGCCAUGUGCAAUAUGACAUUCGUCGUCGGCGUCGUUCUUAUCGCCAUGCUGGCCUGGUUCGUUAACAACUGGAGAACCUACAUCCUCAUUCUGUACAGCCCCGCAAUCAUCGUUGGAGUCUACGUCUGGUUCAUGAACGAAAGCGCAAGAUGGCUGCUCAGCAAAGGGAAAAAAGACCAAGCGAUUAAAACACUAAAGCGAGCUGCAAAAAUAAAUAACCUCGACCCACGGAAUUUAGAACUAGAUUCUUUAAGUGAUCCGUUACUGAAAUCAGAUAAUCAGACGGUCGAUAAGAAGUCACAGUUUUCAAAGGCGCUACGUUCAAGCAUAAUUUGGAAGAGAUUAUUGAUAUGUUCGUUUCUUUGGCUGACUUGUUCGUUGGUUUAUUACGGUCUUUCGAUAAACUCGGUGUCGUUGAGUGGUAAUAAAUACGUGAGCUUCAUGUUGGUGGUGUUGGUUGAAAUACCCGCGUACAUCGUGGUCGUUAUCGUGUUGGAUAAAUACGGUCGGAAAAAGACAAUGAUCACUACGUAUUUGACGUGCGCCGCAACGAGCUUACUGUUCGCUUUUUUGCCGAGAUCGGAUUGGUGGUCCAUCCCGCUAUAUCUCAUUGGCAAGUGGAGCGUCACUCUCACGUACAGCUCCGUGUACAUCUACGUGUCUGAAGUGUUCCCGACCAACAUGAGGCAGACCCUUAUCAGCGUGUGCUCGACGGCUGGAAGAAUCGGAUCACUGAUUGCACCGUUGACGCCAUUGCUGUCGGUAUAUCACAGAUCGAUGCCAACCGUCAUAUUCGGUGCUAUGUGUUUCUUAUCAAGUCUCUUGGUCAUUAUGCUGCCAGAAACAAGAAACAUGAGGCUACCCGACACAAUCGAAGAGGCUGAAGAACUAUCUCGAAUGAAAAGCAAAACGGACACGUCAUAGAAAAUAUAAACGGCGCCUUUAUGAGCAUUCUGUAUAUAAUAAGGCCGAAAGCGUCCUUGUAAAUUGUAUUUUUUAUAAAAAAUUUAGAUGUAUAAAACAUGAUCGCAAAUAAACUAUCAUAUUCUGUGCAUUUCAAAAACUUAAAAAAAAAUAUUCGUAUAUUAUCGUAUAUUUGUUAUUAUCAAAUCUAUUUAACUCAAAUAAUGCACUAAAAGUAUCACUUUCAAAUACCAUGACUUUAUUACACGUUCAAACCAUACAGAACUCACUAAAACCUCUUUUUAUAGUUUUUUUUUUUUAUAAAAUAAUCAAAGCACGAGACCCACUGCAUAAAACCUAUAAUGUUUAGUUUAACUACUUUAGUUACAAGGCGUAUCUUUUUAAUAAGUUUUUGAGUGGCAUUUUUAUGUUUUCUUUACGUUCGUCAUAAAACUGACAAUGGUCACAGAAUUAUACCACUGUGACACAAUAUAUCCUUUAUUACGGAUACAAUGUUACGUCUUUUGAUAAUAAUGAAUAAGUCUCAAUACUUAAAACAACAGUUCUUGUAAUGUAACCUGAGUAGAUAAAACUUUAAUGACUUAACGUAUAAAUGCGAACGUCAUACAUGUAAACUGAUUUAUUAUAUUAAUAAAUUAAAAUUAUAUACUCAUAAAACAAUGAUUGCAUUACCGUUUUCCAUUAGCUUAUGUACAAUUAUCUUAAGACAAAAAUCGUUGAAAUUUCGACCUCUUUUAAGACACAUAUUCCAUAUCGACUCCUUAAAAGUUGAAGUCAUCACAGAAUAUAAACGAAUAAUUCCUAUACAAUGUAUAUCUGUGUGACAAAAGGAUUUCUUAAAUCUCUCUUACUUGAAUCUAACUUAUUGCUAUAUUAUUAUGAUUCUUACGUGAUAGAAGUUCGAAUAACGUUUAAUAAAAUUAUUAUUGGCAUUUUUUCAGCUGACUGUAUAAAUUAAAAAAAAAACUUUGACAGAUAACUUUUUUUUCUAAAACUGUUAAUAUUCAUUUAAAUUUCUAAGUGUCAAAAUGCAUUUUAAAAAUAAGCAUAAUUACAAUAAGAAUUAUAUUCUUAGUAUGUAGUAUUAAGCCAUUUAUUCGCGAAGUUAAGCUUCUUUGGCCGAGAUGACAAUAAAAUUUCAAUGUCAUCAAAUGUAACGUUUGAGUAAACUACUUUAUGUCGCGAAGACGUUUUAUAAUACAGAUUUUUUGUAUAAAAAAUACUUCCGAUUCGGAAUAUUUUUAACUGGUAACCUUAAAUAAUGUUAAUGCUAUAAAAACAUGUAAUCAUGUAGAUUACAUAUUUCAAAUUAAUGUUAUAAUUAAAUAACAUUCAUAGUAAAGUUAAAUGUACUAUAAUUCGAAUGUAAAACAUAAUUUCACACAAAAAUACACAUUGAAUAGAUUAAUAAUGGAUUAAAUAUACGAUUGACCUUAAGGCUACCCGUAGAUAAUUAAUUGUAAGCUUAAAGAAACUGAUCAUGGUCCUAUUACCUAUUAUAAUAUAUAUAAACAUCUAACAUAGACACAUUGAUACGGUUUUAUAACGUUACGAAGGAUAUCAUAACGUUUCAAUGGAAUUUCAAAAGUUUAAUGAAGUUUUUGUCUCUGUGUAAGUAAGUUAGAAAUAAUAUUUUCAUAUCAAAUGUACUUAGUUAUGUACUCAAUCUGAAAAAAAUAAUUACUUUUAUAAAUAGUUAUAAAUACCUACUUCACAACAAACCAACUUUAACAAAUCCGAUAUCAUUAUAUUAAAUUUGCAUUUUAAUUAU
Messenger RNA from Nymphalis io (European peacock), 3591 nucleotides. RefSeq names its product organic cation transporter protein-like. The transcript has 7 exons. Gene Ontology annotation, cellular component: membrane. Lineage: Eukaryota; Metazoa; Arthropoda; Insecta; Lepidoptera; Nymphalidae. The record is from RefSeq and is a predicted model, not a curated record. Gene Ontology annotation, molecular function: transmembrane transporter activity. Gene Ontology annotation, biological process: transmembrane transport. Bases 225 to 1820 code for a protein of 531 amino acids.